Molecule: messenger RNA, 2707 nt
Organism: Ochotona princeps (American pika)
Lineage: Eukaryota; Metazoa; Chordata; Mammalia; Lagomorpha; Ochotonidae
Gene: FES
Product: FES proto-oncogene, tyrosine kinase
Exons: 19
Coding region: 110-2605 (831 amino acids)
Biological process (GO): peptidyl-tyrosine phosphorylation; cell adhesion; chemotaxis
Molecular function (GO): non-membrane spanning protein tyrosine kinase activity; ATP binding
Source: RefSeq, a predicted model, not a curated record
UGGCCAACCGAAACCGUGCAAGGAGGAAGCGCGGAAUCAGGAACUGGUCAGGGGGGUCCAGCCGGCCUGAGGCCUGAAUUGGUGGCAGUGUCAGGCGGGGAGCAGCUAGAUGCCCCUACGGAGGGCGACUAUGGGCUUCUCCUCAGAGCUGUGCAGCCCCCAGGGCCACGGGGCCAUCCAACAGAUGCAGGAAAAUGAGCUUCGCCUGCUGGAAGGCAUGAGGAAGUGGAUGGCCCAGCGGGUUAAGAGCGACCGGGAAUACGCAGGCCUGCUGCACCACAUGUCCCUACAAGACGGCGGCAGUGGAGGCCAAAGUCGGGGGCUCGGCCCGGACAGUUUCAUCAGUCAGUCCUGGGUGGAGAUCACCAGCCAGACUGAGGGGCUUAGUCGGCUACUACGACAGCAUGCAGAGGAUCUGAACUCCGGGCCCCUAAGCAAGCUGAGCCUGCUGAUCCGGGAGCGCCAGCAGCUGCGCAAGACCUACAGCGAGCAGUGGCAGCAGCUGCAUCAGGAGCUCACUAAGACCCAUACCCAGGACAUCGAGAAGCUGAAGAGCCAGUACCGAGCCCUGGCACGGGACAGCGCCCAGGCCAGGCGCAAGUACCAGGAAGCCAGCAAAGACAGAGACCGAGACAAGGCUAAAGACAAGUACGUCCGCAGCCUCUGGAAGCUGUUCGCUCAUCAUAACCGUUAUGUGCUGGGCGUACGGGCUGCCCAGCUGCAUCACCAGCACCACCACCAGCUUCUGCUGCCUGGCCUGCUGCAGUCUCUGCAGGACCUGCACGAGGAGAUGGCGCACAUCCUGAAAGAGAUCCUACAGGAAUACCUGGAGAUCAGCAGCCUGGUACAGGACGAGGUGGUGGCCAUUCACCGUGAGAUGGCUGCGGCUGCCGCCCGCAUCCAGCCAGAGAUGGAGUACCAAGGCUUCCUGCGACAGUAUGGCUCCGCCCCUGACAUUCCCCCCUGUGUCACCUUUGACGAGUCCCUCCUGGAGGAGGGCGAACCGCUGGCGCCCGGGGAGCUGCAGCUGAACGAGCUAACCGUCGAGAGUGUGCAGCACACGUUGACCUCAGUGACGGAUGAGCUGACCGUUGCCAACCAAACGGUGCUGAGCCGGCAGGAGCUGGUCACUCAGCUGCAGCAAGAGCUGCUGGAGCAGGAAGAGAACACCCAUCCCCGGAGCCGGGUUCAGCUGUUGGGCAAGAGGCAGGCACUUCAGGAAGCACAGCAGUGGCUACAGGGGGCUGUGUGCACCCAGGCCAAGCUGCAGGCCCAGCAGGAACUGCUGCAGGCCAAGCUGGAGCAGCUAGGUCCUGGUGAGCCCCCACCUGUGCUGCACCUGCAAGAUGACCGACACUCUACGUCAUCCUCGGAGCAGGAGCGAGAGGGGGGGAGGACACCCACGCUGGAAAUCCUUAAGAGUCACAUCUCUGGAAUCUUCCGCCCCAAGUUCUCACUGCCGCCACCACUGCAGCUGGUUCCCGAGGUGCAGAAGCCGCUACAUGAGCAGCUAUGGUAUCAUGGGGCCAUCCCACGGGCAGAGGUGGCUGAGCUGUUGACGCACUCUGGGGACUUCCUGGUGCGGGAGAGCCAGGGCAAGCAGGAGGCCGUGCUGUCAGUGCUAUGGGAUGGCCUGCCCCGCCACUUCAUCAUCCAGUCCCAGGAUAACCUGUACCGGCUGGAAGGGGAUGGUUUUCCCAGCAUCCCCUUGCUCAUUGAUCACCUGCUGCACUCCCAGGAGCCCCUCACCAAGAAGACUGGUGUGGUCCUACAUAGGGCUGUGCCCAAGGACAAGUGGGUGCUGAACCAUGAGGACCUGGUGCUAGGGGAACAGAUUGGGCGGGGCAACUUUGGGGAAGUAUUCAGUGGUCGGCUACGAGCAGACAACACUCCGGUGGCUGUGAAGUCAUGUCGAGAGACCCUUCCACCCGAAAUCAAGGCGAAGUUUCUGCAGGAAGCGAGGAUCUUGAAGCAGUAUAGCCACCCCAACAUUGUGCGCCUCAUCGGCGUUUGUACCCAGAAGCAGCCUAUCUACAUUGUCAUGGAGCUUGUGCAAGGGGGCGAUUUUCUGACAUUCCUGCGGACAGAGGGGACCCGCCUGCGCGUGAAGACCCUGCUGCAGAUGGUGGGUGACGCGGCGGCCGGCAUGGAGUACCUGGAAAGCAAGUGCUGCAUCCACCGGGACCUGGCUGCCCGCAACUGCCUGGUGACAGAGAAGAAUGUCCUGAAGAUCAGCGACUUUGGGAUGUCCCGGGAGGAAGCGGAUGGCAUCUAUGCAGCCUCAGGAGGCCUCCGGCAAGUCCCCGUCAAGUGGACAGCACCCGAGGCCCUAAACUAUGGCCGCUACUCCUCUGAGAGCGAUGUGUGGAGUUUUGGCAUCCUGCUGUGGGAGACCUUCAGCCUGGGCGCCUCACCGUACCCCAACCUUAGCAACCAACAGACACGGGAGUUUGUGGAAAAGGGGGGCCGCCUGCCCUGCCCAGAGCUAUGCCCAGAUGCCGUGUUCAGGCUCAUGGAACAGUGCUGGGCCUACGAACCCGGGCAGCGGCCCAGCUUCAGCACUAUCUACCAGGAGCUGCAGAGCAUCCGUAAGCGGCAUCGAUGAAGCGGCAUUGAUGGACCUCCGCUUCCACAGCCAGCCGAGAACCAACCUCCCAAAUAGCCCAGGGUGCCACCAUCAACAUGGGUUUAUGUUUUCAGACUCCAG